Molossus molossus (Pallas's mastiff bat) is the source of this 3304-nucleotide messenger RNA. RefSeq names its product LIF receptor subunit alpha (gene LIFR). Gene Ontology annotation, molecular function: oncostatin-M receptor activity; leukemia inhibitory factor receptor activity; cytokine binding. NCBI's taxonomy places the organism in Eukaryota, Metazoa, Chordata, Mammalia, Chiroptera, Molossidae. The transcript has 19 exons. The record is from RefSeq and is a predicted model, not a curated record. Gene Ontology annotation, biological process: positive regulation of cell population proliferation; cytokine-mediated signaling pathway. Gene Ontology annotation, cellular component: external side of plasma membrane; signaling receptor complex; membrane. The coding region runs from base 1 to 3294 and encodes 1097 amino acids.
AUGAUGGACGUCGCCUCCUGUCUGAGACAGCCGUCCUGGACGGUGGCCAGUGAACGAGUGAGGAUGACUGCAAAUCUCCGGCGGUUCUUAUCAGCAUUUAUUCUUCUGUAUGUAAUAAAUCAAGUAAAUAGCCAGAAAAAGGGGGCUCCUCGUGACCUGAAGUGUGUAACCAGCAAUUUACAAGUGUGGGACUGUUCUUGGAAAGCAUCCUCCGGAGCAGGCCGUGGGGCUCUUUAUGAAGUUUGCAUUGGAAACAGGUCCCGUUCUUGUUAUCAAUUGGGGAAGACAAAUACUAAAAUCCCACCUCUUUUACCUGGUGAUUAUGAAGUAACGGUAAACCCUCCACAUGACUUUGGAAGUUCUAUAAGUAAAUUCACACUAAAUGAAAAAAAUGUGUACUUCAUCCCAGACGCUCCGGAGAUCUUGACCUUGUCUGCCGAUUUCCCAGCUUCUACGUUGCACCUCAGGUGGAAUGACAAGGCCUCCUUUUUUCCACAUCACUCAAAUGUCAUUUGGGAAAUUAAAAUUCUGCGUAAAGAGAAUUUGGAAGUCGUAAAAUUAGAGACCUACAACACGACUCUGAACGGGAAGGACACAGUUCAUCACUGGACCUGGACCUCAGACAUGCCCUUGGAGUGUACCACUCACUCUGUGGGACUUCGAUGCUACAUUGAUGAUCCUCAUUUCUCUGGUCACAAAGAGUGGAGUGACUGGAGCCCCCUGAAGAACAUUUCGUGGUCUGCUGCUUCUCCGGCUAAGGUUUUUCCUCAAGACAAAGUGAUACCUGUGGGCUCAGAUAUAACGUUUUGUUUGGUGACCCAGGAAAUAGUGUCAGUAGCUCACAUCGGCAGAACCGAGUGUCCCCUUAUCCAUCUCGAUGGGGAAAACGUCGCAAUCAAGAUCCGUAACAUUUCUGUGUCUGAAAACAGUGGAACAAAUGUGGUUUUUACAACAAAUGUAAACAUCUAUGGGACAGUUAUUUUUGCAGGAUAUCCACCUGAUAUUCCUCAAAAACUAAAUUGUGAGACAUACGACCUAAAAGAGAUCAUCUGUACUUGGGGCCCUGGAAGACCGACAGCAUUGGUGGGUCCACGAAGUACAAGUUACACGUUGUUUGAAAGUUUUUCAGGAGAACAUGUUAAAUUUGAAGGAGUUGAAGCACCUAUAAAUGAAAGCUAUCAGUUAUUAUUUCAGAUGCUUCCAAAUCAAGAAAUAUAUGACUUUACUUUGAAAGCUCACAAUGCCCUGGGCCGAUCGGAGUCAACAGUCUUAGUGAAUGUGACUGAAAAAGUUUAUCCCCAUACUCCUACUUCAGUCAAAGUGAAGGAUAUUAACUCAACAGCGGUUACACUGUCCUGGCAUUUACCAGGCAACUUUGCAAAGAUUAAACUGUUGUGUCAAGUUGAAAUUAACAAAGCUAAUUCAGUGCAAGAAUUGCGGAAUGUCACAAUCAGAGGGGUAGACAAUUCAAAUUACCUCAUUGCCGUGGACAAGUUAAAUCCAUAUACUGUGUAUACUUUUCGGAUUCGUUGUUCUAGUGAAACUUUCUGGAAAUGGAGCAAAUGGAGCAAUGAAAAACAGUACUUAACCACAGAGGCCAUUCCUUCGAAGGGACCAGACACCUGGAGAGAGUGGCGUUCCGACGGGAAAAAUCUAAUAAUAUAUUGGAAGCCUUUGCCCGUUAAUGAAGCCAAUGGGAAAAUACUCUUCUAUAACAUAUCCUGUUCGUCUGACGAGAAAACACAGUCCCUUUCUGAGAUCCCCGAUCCGCAGCACAAGGCAGAAAUACAGCUUGAUAAGAACAACUACAUCAUCAGUGUGGUGGCCAAAAACUCUGCGGGCUCAUCGCCUCCUUCUAAAAUAGCUAGUAUGGAGAUUCCGAACGAUGAUCUCAAGACAGAGCAGACGGUGGGAACGGGGAGCGGGAUCCUCCUCACCUGGAACCACGACCCCAACAUGACUUGCGACUAUGUGGUCAAGUGGUGCAGCGCCUCCCAGCCGCAGCCCUGCCUCAUGGACUGGAGGAAGGUCCCUGCGAACAGCACGGAGGCCGUCAUCGAGUCCGACCAAUUUCGGCCAGGUGUGAGAUACCACUUCUUCCUGUAUGGGUGCAGAAAUCAAGGCUAUCAAUUGUUACGUUCUGUGAUUGGAUACAUAGAAGAAUUGGCUCCCAUCGUCGCCCCCAACUUCACCGUGGAGGACACGUCUGCAGACUCGAUACUAGUGAAAUGGGAGGACAUCCCUGUGGAGGAGCUCAGAGGCUUUUUAAGAGGAUAUUUAUUUUACUUUGAAAAAGGAGAGAGAGACACAUCUAAGAUGAGGAGUUUGGAACCGGGUCAUUCCGACGUAAAAGUUAAGAACAUUACUGACACAUCCCAGAAGACACUGAGAAUUGCUGACCUUCAAGGUAAAACGAGUUACCAUCUGGUCUUGCGAGCUUAUACGAACGGCGGGUUGGGCCCGGAGAAGAGCAUGUUCGUGGUGACAAAGGAAAAUUCCGUGGGGUUGAUCAUCGCCAUCCUCAUCCCAGUGGCGGUGGCGGUCAUCGUGGGCGUGGUGACAAGUGUCCUUUGUUACCGGAAGCGAGAAUGGAUAAAAGAAACCUUCUACCCUGAUAUCCCAAAUCCAGAAAAUUGCAAAGCGUUACAGUUUCAGAAGAGUGUCUGUGAGGGAAACAGUGCUCUGAAAACACUGGAAAUGAAUCCUUGUACCCCGAAUAGUGUCGAGGUUCUGGAAACUCGAACAGCAGUUCCUAAAAUAGAAGACACAGAAAUAAUUUCUCCGGUAGCCGAGCGUCCACAAGAGAGCUCAGAGGCAGAACCCGAAAGCCACGUGGCUGUGUCCUACUGUCCCCCCGUCAUCGAGGAGGAAAUCCCGAACCCCGGGGCGGAGGAGGCCGCGGGGACUUCACAAGUCAUUUACAUUGACGUCCAGUCCAUGUACCAGCCGCAGGCAAAGCCAGAGGAGGACCAGGACGGCGACCCGGUGGCGGGGGCAGGCUACAAGCCCCAGAUGCACCUCCCGGUGACCUCUGCCCUGGAAGAGGCAGCUGCAGAAGGCGACUUGGAUAAAACUUUGGGUUACAGACCUCAGGCCAAUGUGAACCCCUGGACCUUAGUGUCGCCAGACUCCCCCAGGUCCACAGACAGCAACAGUGAGGUCGUGUCUUUCGGAAGUCCGUGCUCCAUCAACUCCCGACAAUUUCUGAUUCCUCCUAAGGAUGAAGACUCUCCGAAAUCCACCGGAGGAGGGUGGUCCUUCACAAACUUCUUUCAGAACAAACCAAACGAUUAACCGCGUCACU